AUGUCAGUCUGCUUCAUGAUCCUCCCCAGGAUUUCCACAGGAAAAUGCCCCAAACUGUCAGAGUGGGGAGGAAAAGGCCGCUUCAGGAAGGUCCGAAAGAGCAGCGGCAGCCACCGGAGGGAAAAGGCAAGGAAUGAAAUCCACAAACCCCCACCCUCAAGUCCUGAGUCCCUUCUUUGUCUCAGCCAAUCAGACGUCAGCAUUGCCGGCCGACCGACCAAUCAGGAGCUGGAACAGGAGCCCCCAGUCUCAGGCCGGGGUUUCCAGGAGGAGGGCGGCCGGAACAGGAGCGCCCCGCCCUGUCCCCGCCCACUCCACAGCCCGCCCCAGACCACGCCCCGCUCGCCUCGGCCCCGCCCCAGACCACGCCCCACCGCCACCAGCCUAGCUCGCCUAGAGCCCCGUGGCCAACGGCCGGCCGCGGGGCCGUGUUGUCCUGAGGGCCAGAAAAAGGGAGGAGCGGGUGGGGGGGACAGCCACGUGGCCUCAGGGGGAUUUACAACAUUUUCUUUCGCCAUCGACGGUACCGUAAAAUGUGUGAGAGAGGCGGCGGCGCAGCCAGGACUGGAGCGUGAGGGCGCGGGCCAGGUAAGCAGACCGGGCGACUUCGCUGCGGACGGGACCGGGGGGCGACCGUGGGCACCAGCCACGCGCAGCGGCUCCGCGGGGUCUCGGCCGGGUCGGCACUCUGAAAGAUCUCGAGAGCCACGGGUGGUGCAGGCGCGGCCCUCGAGCCGAAGCAUCUCCGGCGACCCGGGGCUGCCGAGGCGGUGUAGACCAGUACAGGCGGUCCCGCCGAGGCGCCUCCGAAUCCGGGGGUGGUCGAGACGGAUCCCCAAGGCCGAGGUCGGCAGGCCCGGGUACUUGUCGCUGCUGAGCCUGUGGAGACGCAGACCCAUGACCGAGGCACCCUCCAGCAACCCGGAGGCAGCGUUUUCCCCCUACCGGAAAUCUGAUGGGCUUAUGACAUCAUGGCUGGCUGCUGAGCGACGAAGUGGAUGCCACAGUGAAAUCCGACAUAUCGGAUGGAUUCUGAAAUCGGUUUCCCUCCAGCUAUAGUAACAGGCGUGAAGUCAGGAGAAUCUGAGCUUUGUUUAAAAAAAACCACAAUGAAGUCUUGCCCUGUAUUAAAUGUAAUUUUCUUAAAAACAAGCAAACCUUUUGGACAUCAUUUUAUUUUAAUAGAAAUGCUGAGUUUUAUGAAACUAAAGUGCCUAAUAAAUCGGACCUGAAGCUUUGUGAGCA
Messenger RNA from Callithrix jacchus (white-tufted-ear marmoset), 1245 nucleotides. RefSeq lists its product as uncharacterized. Lineage: Eukaryota; Metazoa; Chordata; Mammalia; Primates; Cebidae. The record is from RefSeq and is a predicted model, not a curated record.